Symbiodinium necroappetens is the source of this 1368-nucleotide messenger RNA. The record is from the annotation of a GenBank genome assembly. NCBI's taxonomy places the organism in Eukaryota, Dinophyceae, Suessiales, Symbiodiniaceae.
GAAGCCGCUUGGCGCGGCAGCAGCGUGUCGCUCACGGCCACGAGGCACCUCCUGCAGCAGGCAGUCGGCCUCGAGACCUUGCACAGCCGCCUUGUGCAGAGCCUGCUGAAAGCCUUCACAAACCUUGGGGUUGGGACCAACGCCCGUUGCUCCCUGGGCCAUAGCAUGGAUCGUGUACCGCUACCCAGCCUGGCCGUGGCUGACGACAGCCCCAUCUGCCACCGUUGCGAGCGAACUGCCGAGGAGUUGCUAAGGGCUGCAGGCCAGGAAGCGCCUUUCGAGCCCUGGUGGAAGUGUCGCAGCUGCGCUGCCAAAGGCCGCGGAAACGUCUUCCUUUGCACGGAGUGCGCGCGCUUCGCGCAGGCCACUGCUUCCGAGGCACUCCUGUCCAAGCCUGUGACCAAGAGCUGGAAGACCUGCAUGCAUGUUCUAAGGGAGCUUCUAAGGCCAGAGGAUGUGCGAUCGUCCCCGGUGGGCUCACCCUGCGACACUGGGGAGUUCACCGAAGAUGAAACUCUGCAGAGUGCGCUGGCAAAGGAGAGUCAAGGCUUGGAGGCUUCCAUGGGGACCUCCGAACUGCCGGUCAGGGAGAGGCCCAACAGCGCACGAGGCAGCUCGAAGUCCAACGACCUGCUCGGUCGCGAAGGCAGCGCGCCAGACAUUGAGAAGAGUUCGCCACACGUUGUGAGUGAAGGGAGCGCGUGGGUGGAGGAGGUCCUGCAGGCUGCUCACAAAACCGCCGCCGUGUCGAGUGCCUCUGACGAUGUGAUGCAACAAGACUAUCCGCAUCCGGAUGUUGCAGACGCAGGCGAAAGAAGCGACGCUCCGUCAGCUUCUGCCGAGGCUGAGGCUGAGAUGGCUGAGGGAUUUCAGAUUCCAGCAACCUUCCUGACCUGUCCGGAUGAUGCCAGCGUGGUGAGCAACGUCUCCCUCGAGGAUGUGGCUGAACCCAUGCCGGAGCCGACGCCGCAGCCACGGUUGGAUCUGUUCGUGAAGCUCGGUGAGCUUUGGACGCCAACACCCAUCGUGCGCCCCAAGACAGAGCCGGAACAGCCCUGGGUCCUCGACGUGCCGAAGAAGCCGGUGCCGGAACGCAGGACAAUCACGAAGAAGCUACGACUUCCGGUAGGUCCCGGCCUGGAGAAUGUCCUUCUGAUGGGGCCAAGGGCUCCGCUCGGGCUGCCGUCCACGGCUGGAGCCAGCCACAGCCGCGUCAAAGAAGUCAGGGCCGGGAGAAGGCGGGAUCAGCAGGGCUACGACGCCAACUGCUGUGCCAAGGAGAUGCUGCGCCGAGCCCAGAAGCCUCCCGGAAAAGCGCCCCGCACAUACGCCGUCGCCCCUCAAGAGCUCUUUGAUGAACAUGUCCAG